AUGCUGACCGGCUACAUACUGAGAGUAGCUGCUGUAAACAAAUACGGACCAGGAGAACCUGCCGAUACCUCGGUGAUCACCACUGGCAGCUUGUUCAAAGCUCCACAAAUCGACGAACAACCUGUCAUUUCUGACGUCAGUAGAGACGGUUGUGUAUUGAAAUGGAAUAAGCCUACAGAAGAUGGCGGAUCACCCAUAUAUGGGUAUGAUGUCUACAUUCGUGAGAACGGCGGUGAAUGGAUAAAGAUGAAUGACGAAUUGGUCUUUGCCAAUCGCUACGUCGUGGGAGAUCUUCAUUCAGAGAUUAGAUAUGAAUUCAAAGUAGAAGCGGUAAAUGAGGCUGGUCUCAAGUCGAACUCAAACCUCGCGUCCGAACCCCUGAUGAUCAAACAGACUCUAGGUUGUCCUACGGCGAUUCUGAACAUACCACGCGCUACCAUCACUGACGAGAACAGCGUCUUCGUCGAAUGGGAUGAAUGGGAGGAGGAAACAUCGUCCAUGUACACUGUAGCGUAUAAAUCUGAAGGGUCAUCGAUUUGGUCAGAGAUUGAUUGCUCAACGAACACGUGCUCAGUCGCAGAACUGAAGGAAGGAGUGUCCUACGUGUUCAAAGUUGCCCUUCGAAAUGAGGGAGGCAUAGGAGUGUUUUCAGAUGAAACUGAACCCAUUAAAGUUACACAAAAAGUCCCUCCUGUAAUUAUCAAACCUAUUCGAUCCGCUACGAUACCGAAGAAACGAGCAUUGCAACUUGAAUGCCAUGCGACUGCCGAGCCUGCUCCUGAGUACAUUUGGUAUAAAGACGGAAAAGAAAUCAUCAAUGAAGGGUACAUGAGCCUUCUCAUAAUUCACAGCGUGGACACUGGUGACACAGGUUCAUACACUUGCGAAGUGGAAAACCCUUAUGGAUCAGCAAAGUGUACUGCAACUGUCACCGUUACUGACGUGCGAUGCCACUUUGUGUCGUCCUUCUCAGAAUACAUCGAAGUUAUCGAGGGUCAGGAUAUUGAGCUUUGUUGCACUCUAUCUGACGAAGAUGGCGUUGUCGUGUGGUACAAAGACGGCAAGAAGCUUCAUGAAGACGAUCACCUUGUCAUCUCAGCUGAAGGUACGAAGAGAACAUUAAAAAUAUCAACCGUGAAGGACAACGACAAUGGGAUGUAUCGCUGCGAGACCUCUGACGGAAGAAGCAGAACUGAGGGAGAAUUGGUUGUGAAAGAAGAGGAACCCCACAUCAGUGUUGGUCCACAGGAUCUGACAGUGGAUCAAUUCGGAACCGAGGCACAGUUCCGCUGCGAGCUCACUAGACCGGCUCAGAGAGUGCUCUGGUACAAAAAUGAGCAGGAAAUCUGGCCACAGGCUAACAAAUAUGUUAUCACCACAGCAGGAAACGUUUCUACUCUUGAAAUUCGAAAUAUUGAUAAGAACGAUAUUGGAAAUUAUUCUGCUGCUCUGAAUGAGCGAGAGGUUUCGGCACCAGCUCACCUCAAGCUCGAGGUGGCUCCUAAAAUAAUAAUCCAAGAAAAUUUGGAAGAUGAGUUGGAAUUCAAAGCCCACGAGGAGCUCGCUUUCCAUGUUGAGGCAAUUGGUUAUCCGAACCCUACUGUCACCAUCCUGCACAAGGACUCUCGAAUUCAAAGCAGAGCGUCAGUCGAAGAGUACGAUAACGUCACUAGCGUUCGAAUGAAGAAUCUCAAUCGAGAUGACUGCGGCACUGUGAAGAUCACAGCAGAAAACUCGGUUGGAAUUGUGCACAAGGAAAUUCGUUUGACUGUUCUUGAUGUGCCUUCUGAGCCACUAGAUUUGAAUUCAUCAGAAACCACUAUGGACUCUACAGUUCUCUCAUGGAGUAGUCCCGAAAAAACGAAUGGGGCUCCGAUUACAGGUUUUAUCAUAGAGAGAAAGGCUGUUGACACCAGUAGAUGGCGGCCCAUUGGUAAAACCAACGCCAACACAAAGCGAUUCGAAGCAACGGAAUUAUUCAGCAGUCAAGUCUAUGGUUUCCGCGUCAUCGCUGUGAAUGCAGUGGGAGAAGGGCCACCAAGUCAGGCGAUUGACGUUCUUACUAAAGAGGACGAAGAAGUUAGGAUAAGUUCAUCCGCAAGUUCGCUUCUGUCCAUUCUUGACACCCCGGACACACCGGAGGCAAGUCUUGACGGAACAAAGGUUGUGUUGUCGUGGAAAGCAGUACCCGGAGCCAGUGUGUACCAGCUUGAACGACAAUGUGAUGGAGCUGAUUGGCGUGAAAUCGUCAACACAGACGGAACUGACUUUGUAGAUUCUUCUUUAACGCAAAACGGUUCAUUCUGCUAUAGAGUGAUCGCCAAAAGUUUAGACUCUGAAUCUAAGCCUAGUGACAGCACUGCUCCACUCUUAGUCAUACUUGAUGCUAGUAUUACCGAUUCUCGGGAACCAGAUCAAUUGAACGGCCAAGCCAUUCUCGAAGAUCUAGCCGUAGAAGGUAAGGAAGCAGUGAAUGGAGAAGUGGUCAAGAUUGAUGAUCACGAUCGCGAAGUUACAGUGGAUGGUGCAGUUGUUGCUCCAGAAGAAACGAAGCUGAAGAAAACUGAUGAGGAAAAGAAGGAAGAUACAGUUGAACAGCAGAAAGCUGCUGAAGAAAAGAAGAAGAAGAAAACGGUGAAGAAGAAAACGAAGGAUGUCGAAAAAGAAGCUAGUGCUCUAACUGAAAAGGCCCAAGAGGACAGUUCAGAAGUGGAGCAAAAGGUGGAAAAGGGCGGAUCAAUACAGGACGUGACGGAAGUUACACCUUUGAUCGUAGACGGCGUUACACCUCAACAGGAACUCCUAACGGACAAGGAAAAGGAAAAAGAGGAAAUCAAGGGGCUCGAUGAGAAGAAAGCUGAUAAGAAAGAAGAAAAGAAAAAGGAAAAAGAAGAAGUCAAAGCUGCAGAUGACAAGAAAAAGGACAAGGAGAAAGUCGAGGUGCCCGAUGAGAAGGAGGGAGACAAGGAGGUUAAAGUGCCUGAUGAGAAGAAAGCUGAAAAGAAAGAAGAAAAGAAAAAGGAAAAGAAGGAAGUCAAAGCUGAAGAUGAUAAGAAAAAAGGUGAAGAAAAGAAGGAAGUUGAAGCGGCAGAUGACAAGAUCAAGGACAAGGAGAAAGUCGAGGUGCUCGAUGAGAAGGAGGAAGCCAAGGAGGCUAAAGUGCCUGAAGAGAAGAAAGCUGAAAAGAAAGAAGAAAAGAAAAAGGAAAAGAAGGAGGUCAAAGCUGAAGAUGACAAGAAAAAGGGUGAGGAAAAACAGGAUAAGAUGGAAGUGCCGAAACUUGUGUUGGAACCCAUAAAUAGUGUUUUGAACUUGGAAUUAGGAGCCAGCGGUGAGCUGAAAGUAAAGGCAUCCGUACCAACACAAUUCCAAUGGACAAAAGAUGGUGGCUCAUUGCCCAGCGAGUUUAUCAUUAGUGGAAAUGAAACCUCCAGUACUGUCAAAAUCCUGCCAGCAAUCCAGGAAACAGCUGGUGAAUAUAAAUGUACAGCAAUUAGUUCUGAUGGAAGAAAGGUCUCAACAAGUAUCGUAGUGAAAGUUAUAGGUGAGGCUUCGAAAUGGCUAUAA
Molecule: messenger RNA, 3567 nt
Organism: Haemonchus placei
Lineage: Eukaryota; Metazoa; Nematoda; Chromadorea; Rhabditida; Trichostrongylidae
Source: the annotation of a GenBank genome assembly